AUGGCUUAUCGUCGGUAUUUCAGAAGGUUCAAAUCUACAGUAUGUUUGGGCCGUUGGAUGAAGCGAACUUGUCGUUCUUUCGCAAGAGGAGUGCUGCUUAUUCUUUUCUGUUGUGGUACUUACACCUGGUUUUUAACUUUUACUUCAAAUGUCGCUCAGAAACGGUUUACUGCUGAGUUGAAGGAAAGUGUACGUACUUCUCAACUCGGUCGUCAAGAAACAGCCAUAGCAACUACAAAUAGAUUCCCAUAUAUCAACAGCCACUUUAUACCUAGAGAUAGUAAUAGUUCAGAUGCAAUUAAGUCCCACCGGCAACGCAGGAACAAGAAGGAGUUGACCAGAAGAACUCACGUGGACCGAUGGAAGCGUGCAAACCUAAUUACAGCACGCUAUCAACUUUUAGUAUACAGUGCUUACUGGGACGAACGGAAUCUGAAGGCACCAUGUGUCAGAGUCAUUGGGGCAACGCUUACUAAAGGUGGUCCAAAAGUAUUCUGUAAACUUCAUUAUCCAGAAAAAGAACCUUUCAUCGUAACUGCUCAUAAGAAAGUUAUAAACGAACACUGGAACCUCAAGUACUCAGCGUGUUUCUUCUACUGCACUGUACCUAAAGGCACUUCAAAGCCGUCUAAUGUCUCCAUAUCCGAUAACACGUUGUUCAGACCUUCAGCUGUUCUAGUAGUUCACCACAACAAAGAAGACAAUACAUCAACUCGUGGAAAUAUCGCUUUAUGUGUAAAGCCCUUGCAUUAUUCGUACGAUAGAGUUACUUGGUUUAUCGAGUUCAUGGAAGUUUAUCAGAUUCUCGGAGUGGAGUAUUUCCUUUUCUACAACCAUUCUAUGGGCCAGGCUGUAGAGAAAGCUAUAAGAACCUAUCAACAGCUGGGAAUUGUUUCUGUUCUACCAUGGAACCUAGACAUUCCAUCUCAGAAAGAAAUAAGAACAGAAGGAUUGUUUGCCGCGUUAAAUGACUGUCUCUACAGAACAAUGUACCUGUUUCAGUAUGUUUUUAUGGUAGACUUUGACGAAUUCGUUAUUCCAAGUGAAAAUAUCGCUUAUCACAAGCUUUUUACAAAAAUAUUAGCGAAAAAAUGGGGAACGUUUCAACCGAGUAGUUUUGUGUUUCAGAAUUCGUUUUUCUACUUAUACUGGGAGAAUGAUACAACAGCUUACAAUGUGGAACCAGAAAAACUUCCGAAUAACAUCCCUUACCUUUUAACGCAAUACAAAACAAGAAGGUUAAAGAAUCUGAUGAAAUAUGGAAGGAGGUCAAAAUUUGCCGUCGUUCCAGAGAGAGCACUGGAGGUUGGAAACCACCUUGUGUGGAGAGUAGUUCCACACUCUGAAAACAUCAAGGUCCCACCUUCUUUCGCCUUUCUUCACCAUUACAGGAUAUGUGAAGAUGGAGGAUAUCAAUGUUUGAAAAAACCUUCAGUUAUUGACAGGACAGCUUUGUAUCUAAACAGCACCUUAUUGUCUCGUGUCCGGAAUAUGUGUCGCAGGAGCUUUGCAGAUUGA
Messenger RNA from Limulus polyphemus (Atlantic horseshoe crab), 1518 nucleotides. RefSeq names its product beta-1,4-galactosyltransferase galt-1-like. The transcript is spliced from 3 exons. Bases 1 to 1518 code for a protein of 505 amino acids. Lineage: Eukaryota; Metazoa; Arthropoda; Merostomata; Xiphosura; Limulidae. The record is from RefSeq and is a predicted model, not a curated record.